This is a messenger RNA of Pestalotiopsis fici W106-1, 1167 nucleotides long. RefSeq lists its product as uncharacterized. NCBI's taxonomy places the organism in Eukaryota, Fungi, Ascomycota, Sordariomycetes, Amphisphaeriales, Sporocadaceae. The record is from RefSeq and is a predicted model, not a curated record. The transcript has 8 exons. The coding region runs from base 1 to 1167 and encodes 388 amino acids.
AUGGCAACACCGCAGGACUCUCUUGGUGCACGGGCUGCAGGUCAUGAAACUCCAGAGGGCCAGGGACUGUUUGUGGUGCCCUUGGCUGCUACCGUUUGUAGCAUGAUUGUGGCCAUCAUCUCCCUGACUCUAUUGUCGGCAUUCUUUGCCCUCCGUUUCACAUUCAUCACAUCAUGGAAAAAGGCACCAUUGACCAGCUGGGUCAUCUUGGCCAUUUACAUCGACUCUUGGUUAUUUGUGGCGAUAUCGAUGAUCCUACGCUGGGGACCUGGUAUCAAUAACAACUUUGACAUGUGCUCCACGGCCAUUUUCCUGUGUUUGGCUUGUUACAUUUCGACCAAGUUGAUUUACUUUUUCCUAGUCGAAAAGGCUUUUGUUGUCUGGGGAGGUGGCAGAAAUUCGAGACUCGAGUCCAAACUGUACAUUUUCAACUCAUUCGGCAUGUUGACCAUUUUCAUCAUCAUUGGAAUUCUCAACUUUGUCUUCCGAAUCACGUAUCUCGACAAUGGAAAAUGUGUAAUUGGGAUGCAAAGACCUGUCUUGGUCCCAUUGGUGUCCUUUGACCUGGGCGUAAACGUCUAUUUGACUAUCUUAUUCCUGAUUCCCCUGAGGCGCUCAUAUUCCUUCAACAUGGACAAGACUUCGGGGAACGAGAAGCUGCGCGAUUUGGUCAAGCGGACCUUCAUUGGCGCAGUCACAUCCACACUCACCUGUGUUCUUAACGUUGCCAUCAUGAUGGCCCUGAACGGCGAGCCAGGAUGGAUCUGUCUAUUAUCUUGCAACUUGGAUCUCCUUGCCGAUACGAUCAUUGUCCAAUAUGUCACAUCUCGCGAUAACAGUGGCACCCGAGGCAACUUUUCAGACAGAAGCAAAACAUCAGUCGCCGUCGAGCGGUCCAUCCACAUUCAUACAACCACCUCGAGCCGAACUGGCGGCGCCCUGGACAAGAGCAAGAGCGGCAGUGUGGCCGACAUCGAUGACGAUAUUCAGGUCUCGCCGUUCCGAGUGGUGGCUGCAGGAGGAUUCCAAAAGUCGACCGACAGACUCAAAAGAGAAUGCACCAAUGAACGAUGCUGGGAAGAAGACAUAGAGCUAGCCAACGUGGGGAACCUCGACUUGGGCACCCAGACUCACAUUGUCGCAACGACCACGAGGCCUUUCGCUUGA